UUCAACAGCUAGUAAUUCGACGUAAAAUCCUACCGCUAUUGUUAUUCGGAAUGAACGAAAAAUGCCCGAAUGACCAACUGAAAUUUACAAGACAUAGGAAUGAUGAUAAUUAUGCCUCAUCCCGAACUUUCGAAUCGUGGUCCUGUAGACGCCAUGAAAGCAGAGAGAAAAUGUCUGAUAGCUUGGAGUUUUACAUUUUUUUAUGAUUUCUUGUUAAUAAGAGAUCAAAAACAAAAAUGCGCAAUGGUGAAUGUUGUUGUUGAAUGCUGAGUCAGCUAGAAAUAGCUGCUCUCAAAAGUGGAAGUGCGUGGUGAAUGAAAAUUGUUACACAGACUUAGAACUGAAAUAUAGCAUAAGCAUCAUGUCGGCAUUGGACGAGAAUGGGUCGCAACCCGAGCUGAUGGAAAUGGUCCUCGAGGAUGGUACCCAUAUCGAGCUCUCCUUGUCUGACGAAGUCGAUGACUUGGGAUCCGCUCCUGGCGAGGAUUUCGGAGGUGUCUCUACAUCUACUAGAAGAGGAUCUGGAUUGAGUAGAAUAGGUGGAUCAGGAGUGGAUGGACGAUUCUUGUCCGACGUAGACGAAGCAACAUCGAGUAGCAUUGCACAUCGAGCAAAACCUGGGGAAACAGCAGUUUCGUUUCGCAGCCCGCUCGAGAGUCCGUACCUCCUCUACGACACCACCGUGCCACAAGAACAUCCCGACUUCGAGGGGGAGGGCGCUGGGUCGACGACAGCGGAAUCCCACGGCGGCGAUCGCGGCCCUUUCGCCGCCCAGACAUCAAAGACCAAGGGUAACGCAGGAAAUAAGGUGCAGAUGAAGAUACCGGUCAGCGCUAAAUGUCGACAAUGCGAUCCACCAGGAGCGGCAGUAGCAAGAUGCCUCGUGUGCGAAGACUAUCUCUGCCUAGAUUGCCGACAGAGCUUCCGUUGCAACUCACCGUUCGAGUUGUGCUUCCCGAGUCGGAGUCUCAGAACUAACUCGUACUGUAACGGUUGUCACACAAUGGUCCUGCAAAAUCGGAUUCGGCGCCACACGACAAGCUUGCGGACACCAGGGCCUCAACUAUAGUACUAGCUACUUACUCGCCGCAAGCGCAACAAGAACAAGAUGACAAAAUCAAAAUUAAUAGAUACGUCUGUCUUAUAGAUACUUCUUGAACUUGAUUCUCAAUCUCAUCAAUGUCAUGUAAAUUUGUCACCAGGUCGUGUGCUGUAGAAGUUGUCAGAAAAAGAAAUGAAGAAUAGUUAAUAUUCAAUGAACAGUUUUUGCAUAUUGCUUUGUCAUGCAUCAUUUUUGUCCUUCUCGUUGCUGCUAAAAAUACGAAAUGGCGUGGUUCCGGUUGCUUCUUGAUCCUCAGAAUGGAAAAAUCCAUUUCCCUGUUGGUAGAUCAAACCUUGCCUAUUGCCCCUCGCUCCAGUAUCAUCUAUAUUGAGCUAUUCACACAUCUAUCGCAGUUGCGGCGCAGAUGUCAAACUGUGCUUUUCUUAUCUAAGUAAAAAAAUGUAUAGAUUUGGAUAUAUUUAUAGAUUUUCCUUUCAGCGCGACUAACAUCAACUACAUCGUCAAUCUCCAUGUUUAAUUCUAGUAGUACUAUGUCGCACAAGUUUUUUCUGCGCAAAAACAAAAUGUGGACUACACUUACGACGACCACAUUUCUAAUGAACAUUAUCCUUGAUUUUCAUACUUUAACAUCAAAAUAAAUA
Molecule: messenger RNA, 1704 nt
Organism: Amoebophrya sp. A25
Lineage: Eukaryota; Dinophyceae; Syndiniales; Amoebophryaceae
Source: the annotation of a GenBank genome assembly